This is a messenger RNA of Anastrepha obliqua, 2718 nucleotides long. RefSeq names its product zinc finger protein ubi-d4 B (gene d4). Bases 315 to 1817 code for a protein of 500 amino acids. Gene Ontology annotation, biological process: nervous system development. NCBI's taxonomy places the organism in Eukaryota, Metazoa, Arthropoda, Insecta, Diptera, Tephritidae. Gene Ontology annotation, cellular component: nBAF complex. The transcript has 3 exons. The record is from RefSeq and is a predicted model, not a curated record.
UUAGAGACGCACCUGAAUUUUGCUUUUGUUAAUACAUACUCUUAUAAGCUGCGAAAAAUGUGUUUCUAAUCGUUUAAUAUUGUACGUUUAUGUAUUUUAUAACAAAAAAUAAGUAUUAAAUUUCAAAGUGCAUAGUUCGCAGCUGCUUUGAAUAAUUUUAAGACUCCGAAGCUGCUGUGAAACAACCUUCGACAUCUGUACCAGCAGCCCCUUUCGUACAAAAGCAUUCACACACACAAAAGUAAAAGUAGUCCAUUCAACUUUGCAAAGAAGCACAAGCCAGUACGUGUAGCCCUUUAUAUUGUCCCUUGACAAUGGCUUCCGACAUUGAAAUUUCAAACCUCAACAAUUUUGAAAAAAUUGAGAAUUUUCUUAAUGAUUCGGCUUACAAGGAGAUACUGGAGAAUAGCGAGAAUUUUAACACACGUUUGUGUAUUGAACGUCGACUACGUAUGCCGUUUUUGGACCCACAGACUGGUGUUGCACAAACCCACUGUGCUUUGUUCAUGAAGCAACGCCAGCGUAUGCCUGGUUUCCGUGAUGGUCAGAUCUACACGUAUCCAUCUGCUCGUUGGCGUAAACCAAAGCGCCAGUACUUGCUCAAUCAUCAUCAUAGUUAUAGGGCAUACCAAUAUCGAGAACCUCACUAUCAUCAAUCAACUAGCAAUGCCUCAGCGCGCGAUCAUUAUCAAACAGAGAGUGCAGCAAUCGUUGCCGCUGAUGGCAAUUCAAUGAGCGCCUCAGGCGAUAAUGAUAGUAAAGAUUCGCACGCCAAUGCUGAAAAAGAUUGGUUCCAUGAGGACAUUGACAUGUCUCACUAUCACCAUGUUGAUGACUUCGAAGAGGAUUUUGAAUCGGACAACGACUUCGAUGAGUCGUAUAGUAGUCGCGGUAAACGCAAGCGCGGUUCACGCUCUGCUCGCAAGAGUACUGCUGUUGCUGAUGGCACUCCAAAGCGCGGUCGUAAAGGAGGCGGCAGUCGUCGUCGUAAUAAUGUGGACGGUGAAGGUGGUGGUCGUCGUCGUGGCGUCGCUAACAAUGCCAAUAACAACAAUGCAAACACUGCUGCUGCUGCAGCCGCUGCAGCUGCUGCAGUUGCCGCUGCAGCUAGUGCCGUAGCAUCAAGCAUGGAAGUGAGCAAUUCGAAUUCAGCUUCACCAAUUGGUACGAACGAUGAAACAUCACAAUCGGCGAUUGUAAUACCACCUGGUACACCUAGUGCUGCUGGGCCAACAUUUGACAAGACUCUAAGUGAAGCAGGCCCGGCGGCUACUGCUGGUGUUAGUGAUGUCGCAGCGCCUGUACUACCCAGUACAAGUGGGGUGAGUGGUACAACAAGCACUGUCGCAGCUACAGUUGGCACGCCUCCAACUACAGUUGCAGCAAAUAUCGUUGCGCCAGUAGUUGCUGGUGCUGCGGUCAAAAAAGAUCUAAAAAACAAAAUGCGUGCUGAUCGUGAAGUAGCAACACCUUCAACCUACUGCGACUUCUGUUUGGGUGAUCAGCGGGAGAAUAAAAAGACCAAUUUGCCGGAGGAAUUAGUUUCGUGUUCGGAUUGUGGCCGUUCCGGUCAUCCAUCUUGCCUACAAUUUACACCGAAUAUGAUUAUCUCAGUGAAACGUUAUCGGUGGCAAUGCAUAGAAUGCAAAUAUUGUUCAAUAUGUGGCACUUCAGAUAAUGACGAUCAAUUGCUUUUCUGUGACGAUUGUGAUCGUGGUUAUCAUAUGUACUGUUUGUCACCUCCAUUGAUAACGCCCCCCGAAGGUUCAUGGAGCUGUAAACUUUGCAUGGAGGAAUUUCAUAAAGAUGAGAAAUAAUAAAGCUAAGAAAUAAAGGGCAACGAAAUACGAUGAACGCAGCUUCCAGUAAAAAGCCAGAAUGGAAAUAGACUGAGUUGAAUUACUUUCUGAUUUAUUUUGACUAUCAUAAAUUGAGUGAAAGUAGCAUUGCGACUUUGUCUGAAGUUCUCGUUUAGACUUUUUUUUUUUUUCAAUUUUGUCUAAAGUCAUAGUGUAGUAUUGGCGAAUAUUAAUACUUAAAGUAAAGAAAUAUUACACUGUUUAUUUUUAUUUAAAUUAGCUCUGCACAAGCAACAACACAACACUUUGCAGAGCUUGGAUGCACCGCUGUUUUAUUUUGAAUAUAUUAAUUUAAGCUGAAAGGUUCAUAAGAUGGCAACUUUUUGUGUGUUUUAGUUUUUAAAUUAGUUUUAUAUUAUCAUGUCGUGAUGCCACCGUAAAUGUAAGUAAUUUGAAUCGUGGUACAUAUAUAAAUUAGUAUUGUAUUAAAAAUCCCAUGUACGCAAGUAUUAUACCGAAGUGUUUUGCUCUUAUAUGCUUGUUUUUGUUUUGUGCUUGAUCAAAAAUUAGCUAAUGGACAGCUGCAACAAGUAGUUGGCUGGAUAGUUAAUAUUUUCUAUUUUAUUAAUACAUUUAAAGAAUCCCCACUAAUCUCAGUGCUUCUAAUUGGAGAGAAAUUUGGUAAUUUCAAAAUAUAAUUCACUUACAUUUUUAUAAGUAUGUAAUGUAGGUCACUAGCUGACCAAAUGUGUAACCGAAAUAGUAUAUAUUACCUUACAUAUUAAUAUCUACAUACAAAUGUACAAGCAUAUAUAAGCGCAUUACCGUACGACUAAAUGGGAAAUAAUCAUAAAUAUUUAUUGCAAUAUGCGCUCAUAAUUAUCAUCACUGAGCAAUAAUAAUAAAUCAUUACUUUAAA